AUGGCUUCUGCCAUUGAAGAUGAGGUAUGCUAUGUUUUUUCGCCCAAUUCUGAUAGUGCUCCUCUCAAUUUUGCAUCUCCAAUUCAUGUCAGCCCGAAAUCUUCUGUGCGUUCCGAAUUUCAAAAACCUCGUGUUAAAAUCACACAUGAUGAUAUUCGAGAUGAGAUUCAAUUUUGGGAUUCUUCUGUGGUUUUUUUUGUUUUGGGGGCAAACCCACCUUCACAUGUGAUUGAUGGUUUUGUUAGAAGGAUUUGGGGGAAAUUUGGUGUUGAUAAGGUGGUAGCUCUUGGAAAUGGGGUGCACAUAGUACGAUUUACUACCACUGAAAACAGAGACAAAGUCCUUAGCAUGGGAUAUCAAUUUUUUGAUAAGAAACCUUUUGUGGUGAAACCAUGGGAGCAGUCUAUGAGUGUUAAUAAGGAAGAUAUUAAGUCGAUCCCUAUCUGGGUUCAAUUGCCUAAACUGAAUCUCAUGUAUUGGGGGGAGAAAAGCUUGUACAAAAUUGUGGGAAUGGUUGGCAAACCUCUGAGAAUGGACAUGGCCACUAAGAAAAGAGAGAAACUGCAAUAUGCAAGAGUGUUGGUUGAGGUAAGUAUGUCUCAAGUGUUUCCUGACUCUGUGGAGUAUGAGGAUGCAGAUGGUGUGGUGGUUACUCAACCCAUUGUGUAUGAGUGGAAGCCAGUAGUAUGUGAAACUUGUAAGGGAAUGGGGCACUCUGCUGAUGUGUGCACUAAGAAGACCAAGCCAGUUUGGAGACCCAAAGUGGUACAACAACACCCUUCUAGACAAGAGGAGGGGGGUUUUUCAGGUGGUGACAAGGAGCUUAAGGCCAAUCAGGACUAG
Molecule: messenger RNA, 843 nt
Organism: Spinacia oleracea (spinach)
Lineage: Eukaryota; Viridiplantae; Streptophyta; Magnoliopsida; Caryophyllales; Amaranthaceae
Exons: 1
Coding region: 1-843 (280 amino acids)
Source: RefSeq, a predicted model, not a curated record